UACUGCUUCUGGCAAACAUCAAACAUAUACAGGACACAAACGUGUGUAGCAAAGGAGACUGAGAAGACAUCUCUUAAUCUAACACAAUUGCACUGAAAAGACAUGAGUAACGGUACGAGUAAAGGCAAUGGAGCCGCCCAUCCUCUGCCUGUUCCUAAGUUGAAAGAGGUAUCAAAUGGACUAUCAUUGCUCCAGCCACUAUCUAGAAAAGGAUCAGGCCCAGGAGUGAUUGUUCUGACCGAGACGCUUGAAGAUGCGUUACCAGGUGACAAUGUUGCGAUCAAGCAUGGUGUGCCUUCAGUUCCUAUCAAAUGGGCCGAGGAAGGAUAUACUGUGAUUGAGAUCACAGAGGCAGCUUUUGCAAGUUCAAAAGAUCCCUUUGUGUCAGCCAUCGACGCCUUGGAGAAGGAGGAGAAAUGUGAACCAAAUGGUAGCAUAGGCUUGGUUGUGUACUCAACCGCUCUCUGGACCCGCGCAGCACCACUCCUUGCAACUCACAAAACCAUCGCAGGCGCCAUCAUUUACUCCUCGAACUCCGACUUCGAAUCUCUAGCCAAAUCCCCAAUUCCUAUCCUCGUUCAUCUCUCCGGCAAAUCUCCCACCAAACUUCCCCGCUCAGCCGCUCUCACAGCAUACGAUUACCCAACCAUGACAUCCCCUCUAUUCGCAACUCCAUUCUCAGUCGACUUCAACUACGCCUCCGAGUCCGUGUCGCACACACGCAACCUCUCAUUCCUCAAACCACUCAUGCACGGCCCUUACUUCGACCUCGAAGCAAUCUGGGACGAGCACACGGCCUACGAAUUCGAAACCCGGGACGUCGAUGCAACAAUGUCCACAAUGGUCCAAGAGCCGUAUGUGAACCACAUCCCCACCAUGACCGGUGGGAUCGGCCGCGAGCGCCUGUCCACGUUCUACGCGCAUCACUUCAUUUUCUCUAAUCCCGACGACACGGAGCUUGAGCUCAUCUCCCGCACCGUGGGAAUCGACAGAGUGAUUGACGAGUUCAUAUUCAAGUUUACGCAUGAUAGGAUGGUGGACUGGCUGUUGCCUGGAGUACCGCCGACGGGCCGGUACGUGGAGAUCCCGUUCACGGGGGUCGUGAAUGUGCGUGGAGAUAGACUGUAUCAUGAGCAUAUUGCGUGGGAUCAGGGCAGUGUGUUGAGGCAGUUGGGGCUGUUGCCGGAGUAUUUGCCAUGGCCUUAUGAGGUAGAGGGUGGAGGGAAGAAGGAGUUCAGGGUGCCGGUGGCCGGGAGGGAGACGGCGGUGAAGAUGAGGGAUAAGAAUGGGUUGGAGAGUAAUACAAUGUUUGAGUUUGGGAUGAGGGAUGCUUGAUAUUAGGGGGAAUUCAUAGUGGUUGAAGGAUAUUUGUGUUAUCUCUAAAUGUACUUCUGUUUCAGGCCAUGCAGUUGUCGUAUAUCAGAUAUGUACGUGUCAAUUCACAAUUGUUAUAUGAAGGUCU
Messenger RNA from Pseudovirgaria hyperparasitica, 1462 nucleotides. RefSeq names its product NTF2-like protein. The record is from RefSeq and is a predicted model, not a curated record. Gene Ontology annotation, biological process: polyketide metabolic process. Bases 103 to 1335 code for a protein of 410 amino acids. The transcript is spliced from 2 exons. NCBI's taxonomy places the organism in Eukaryota, Fungi, Ascomycota, Dothideomycetes, Acrospermales, Acrospermaceae.